CGGCGCUGGUUGUUGUCGUGAGUGAGCCGCCCCGCCCCUCCUCUCCCUCCCCUCCCCCCGGCCCUGCGCACGGGCCGCCCCUCCCCCCGCCUCCCCGGCCCCUCUCACGGUGCCAAGAUGGCGGCGGCGGCGGGCGGCGGCAGUUGCCCCGGGCCUGGCUCCGCGCGGGGCCGCUUCCCGGGCCGGCCGCGGGGCCCCGGCGGGGGCGGGGGCCGCGGCGGACGGGGCAGCGGGGCCGAGAGAGUGCGGGUAGCUCUGCGGCGCGGCGCCGGCGCGGCGGGGCCAGGCGGAGCCGAGCCCGGGGAGGACACGGCCCUGCUCCGUUUGCUGGGGCUCCGCCGGGGCCUGCGCCGGCUCCGCCGCCUGUGGGCCGGCCCGCGCGUCCAGCGGGGCAGGGGCCGGGGCCGGGGCCGGGGCUGGGGCCCGAGCCGGGGCUGCAUGCCGGAGGAGGAGAGCAGUGACGGGGAAUCCGACGAUGAGGAGUUUCAGGGUUUUCAUUCAGAUGAAGAUGUGGCCCCCAGUUCCCUGCGCUCUGCGCUCCGAUCCCAGCGAGGUCGAGCCCCCCGAGGUCGGGGCCGCAAGCAUAAGACGACCCCCCUUCCGCCUCCUCGCCUAGCAGAUGUGGCUCCUACCCCCCCAAAGACUCCUGCCCGGAAACGGGGUGAGGAGGGCACGGAACGGAUGGUGCAGGCACUGACUGAACUUCUCCGGCGGGCCCAGGCACCCCCAGCUCCCCGGAGCCGGGCAUGCGAGCCCUCCACUCCCCGUCGGUCUCGGGGACGGCCCCCAGGACGGCCAGCAGGCCCCUGCAGGAAAAAGCAGCAAGCAGUAGUGGUGGCAGAAGCAGCUGUGACAAUCCCCAAACCUGAGCCACCACCUCCUGUGGUUCCAGUAAAACACCGAACUGGCAGCUGGAAGUGCAAGGAGGGGCCCGGCCCAGGACCUGGGACCCCCAAGCGUGGAGGACAGUCUGGGCGAGGAGGUCGUGGAGGCAGGGGCCGAGGCCGAGGAGGGCUCCCCUUCGUGAUCAAGUUUGUUUCAAAGGCCAAAAAAGUGAAGAUGGGACAGUUGUCCUUGGGACUUGAAUCAGGUCAGGGUCAAGAUCCACAUGAAGAAAGCUGGCAGGAUGCCCCCCAAGGAAGAAUUGGGUCUGAACAGGGAGAGGGCCCCUGCUGGAAGAAGGAGCAGAAGCUGGAGGAAAAGGGAGAGGAGGAGAAAGAAGAGGAGAAAGACGAGGAGGAAGGGGAAGAGAAGGAAGAGAAAGCUGUAGCUGAGGAAGAGGAGAGCGUAGCUGAGGAAAAGGAAGAGGCAAAGCUGCCAUCACCACCCCUGACUCCUCCAGCCCCUCCACCUCCUCCACCCCUCCCACCCACCUCAACAUCUCCUCCAUCCCCACUUUGCCCUCCCCCACCCCCAGUGUCCCCUCCACCCCCACCAUCCCCUCCACCACCUCCUGCCCCAGAGGAGCAGGAGGAAUCCCCUCCUCCUGUGGUCCCAGCUACAUGCUCCAGGAAGAGGGGCCGGCCUCCCCUGACUCCCAGCCAGCGGGCAGAGCGGGAAGCUGCUCGAGCAGGGCCGGAGGGCACCUCUCCUCCCACUCCAGCUCCCAGCACCACCACCACAGGAGGCUCUCUGGAAGACAGCCCCACUGUGGCCCCCAAAAGUACCACCUUCCUGAAGAAUAUCCGGCAGUUUAUUAUGCCUGUGGUGAGUGCCCGCUCUUCCCGUGUCAUCAAGACACCCCGGCGAUUUAUGGAUGAAGAUCCCCCCAAACCCCUAAAGGUGGAGGUCUCACCUACUCUGCGGCCUCCCGUUGCCGUCUCCCCACUUGCCCCCCAGGAACCAUCACCAGCCCCCUCUCCACCUCAUGCCCCAACUCCCCCAUCUACCCCAGUACCACUCCCUGAGAAGAGACGGUCCAUCCUGAGGGAACCCACAUUUCGCUGGACUUCACUGACCCGGGAGCUGCCCCCUCCUCCCCCAGCCCCUCCACCAGCCCCACCCCCACCUCCUGCCCCUGUCACUCCAUCCCGGAGGCCCCUGCUCCUUCGGGCCCCUCAGUUUACCCCAAGCGAAGCCCACCUGAAGAUCUACGAAUCGGUGCUUACUACUCCUCCUCUUGGGGCCCCUGAAGCCCCUGAGCCAGAGCCUCCUCCCGCUGAUGAUUCUCCAGCUGAGCCUGAGCCACGGGCAGCGGGCCGUACCAACCACCUCAGUCUGCCUCGAUUCGCCCCGGUGGUUGCCACUCCUGUUAAGGCUGAGGUGCCCCCUCCUGCGGUUCCAACUCCGAGCAAUGGGCAGCAGCCUCAGGCUCAGCUACAGCAGCCCCUGCAGGCCUUGCAAACCCAGCUGCUGCCCCAGGCAUUACCACCCCAGCAGCCACAACUGCAGCCACAGUUACAGCUGCAGCCACCGCCACCACCACAGCAGCCAUCACCCCUGGAGAAGCCCCGGAUUGCAGGUCUGGGUUCCUUACCACUGUCUGGUGUGGAGGAGAAAAUGUUCAGCCUCCUCAAGAGAGCCAAGGUGCAGCUAUUCAAGAUCGACCAGCAGCAGCAGCAGAAGGUGGCUUCUCUGAUGCCGCCAAGCCCUGGAGGGCAGAUGGAGGAGGUCAUGGGGACUGUCAAGCAGAUCUCAGAUAGAGCUGCUGUCAGGUCUGAAGAUGAAUCAGUGGAAAUUAAGAGAGAGAGACCAUCGGGCCCUGAGUCCCCCGUGCAAGGUCCCCGCAUCAAACACGUCUGCCGUCAUGCUGCUGUGGCCCUGGGGCAGGCCCGGGCCAUGGUGCCUGAAGACGUCCCCCGCCUGAGUGCUCUCCCUCUCCGGGAUCGGCAGGACCUCGCAACAGAGGAUACUUCAUCAGCAUCUGAGACCGAGAGUGUCCCGUCACGGUCCCGGCGGGGAAAGGUGGAGUCAGCAGGGGCUGGGGGAGACUCAGAGCCUGCAGGGUCCGCAGGGACCCUGGCCCAUACACCCCGGCGCUCUCUGCCCUCCCAUCAUGGCAAGAAGAUGCGGAUGGCACGGUGUGGACAGUGUCGGGGCUGCCUGCGUGUGCAGGACUGUGGGUCUUGUGUCAACUGCCUGGACAAGCCCAAGUUUGGAGGCCCCAACACCAAGAAGCAGUGCUGUGUAUACCGGAAGUGCGACAAGAUAGAGGCUCGGAAGAUGGAACGGCUGGCUAAAAAAGGCCGGACGAUAGUGAAGACGCUGUUGCCCUGGGAUUCCGAUGAAUCUCCUGAGGCCUCCCCUGGUCCUCCAGGCCCACGCCGGGGGGCGGGAGCUGGGGGGCCCCGGGAGGAGGUGGUGGCCCCCCCAGGGCCGGAGGAGCAGGACUCCCUCCUACUGCAGCGCAAGUCAGCCCGGCGCUGCGUCAAACAGCGACCCUCCUAUGAUAUCUUCGAGGACUCGGACGACUCGGACCCCGGGGGUCCCCCUGCUCCCCGGCGUCGGACCCCUCGAGAGAAUGAGCUGCCAGUGCCAGAACCUGAGGAGCAGAGCCGGCCCCGCAAACCCACCCUGCAGCCUGUGUUGCAGCUCAAGGCCCGAAGGCGCCUGGACAAGGAUGCUUUGGCUCCUGGCCCCUUUGCUUCUUUCCCCAAUGGCUGGACUGGAAAACAGAAGUCCCCUGAUGGUGUGCACCGGGUCCGUGUGGACUUUAAGGAGGAUUGUGACCUGGAGAACGUGUGGCUGAUGGGCGGCCUAAGUGUGCUCACCUCUGUGCCAGGGGGCCCACCGAUGGUGUGCUUGCUGUGUGCCAGCAAAGGCCUGCAUGAGUUGGUGUUCUGCCAAGUGUGCUGUGACCCUUUCCACCCAUUCUGCCUGGAGGAGGCAGAGCGGCCCCUGCCCCAACAUCAUGACACCUGGUGCUGCCGCCGCUGCAAGUUCUGCCAUGUCUGUGGGCGCAAAGGCCGAGGCUCCAAGCACCUCCUGGAGUGUGAGCGCUGCCGCCACGCUUACCACCCAGCCUGCCUGGGGCCCAGCUACCCAACCCGGGCCACACGCAAACGGCGCCACUGGAUCUGCUCAGCCUGCGUGCGCUGUAAGAGCUGUGGGGCGACUCCAGGCAAGAACUGGGACGUCGAGUGGUCUGGAGAUUACAGCCUCUGCCCCAGGUGCACCCAGCUCUUUGAGAAAGGAAACUACUGCCCAAUCUGCACACGCUGCUAUGAAGACAACGACUAUGAGAGCAAGAUGAUGCAGUGCGCACAGUGUGACCACUGGGUGCAUGCCAAGUGCGAGGGACUUUCAGAUGAAGACUAUGAGAUCCUUUCGGGGCUACCAGACUCGGUGCUGUACACCUGUGGACCGUGUGCUGGGGCCACGCACCCACGCUGGCGAGAGGCCCUGAGUGGGGCCCUGCAGGGGGGCCUGCGCCAGGUGCUUCAGGGCCUGCUGAGCUCCAAGGUGGCGGGCCCACUGCUGCUGUGCACCCAGUGUGGGCAGGAUGGAAAGCAGCUGCACCCAGGGCCCUGCGAUCUGCAAGCCGUGAGUCAGCGCUUUGAGGAAGGCCACUACAAGUCCGUGCACAGCUUUAUGGAGGACGUGGUGGGCAUCCUGAUGAGACACUCAGAAGAAGGGGAGACCCCAGAGCAUCGGGCUGGAGGCCAGACAAAGGGGCUCCUACUGAAGCUGCUAGAGUCUGCGUUCGGCUGGUUCGACGCCCACGACCCCAAGUACUGGCGACGGAGUACCCGGCUGCCAAAUGGAGUCCUUCCCAAUGCUGUGUUGCCCCCCUCCCUGGACCAUGUCUACGCUCAAUGGAGGCAGCAGGAACCAGAGACUCCAGAAUCAGGGCAGCCUCCAGGGGACCCCUCAGCAGCUUUCCAGGGCAAGGAUCCAGCUGCUUUCUCACACCUGGAGGACCCCCGUCAGUGUGCACUCUGCCUCAAAUAUGGGGAUGCGGACUCAAAGGAGGCGGGGCGGCUUCUGUACAUCGGGCAGAAUGAGUGGACACAUGUCAACUGUGCCAUUUGGUCAGCCGAAGUAUUUGAGGAAAACGAUGGUUCCCUUAAGAAUGUACACGCUGCUGUGGCUCGAGGAAGGCAGAUGCGCUGUGAGCUCUGCCUGAAGCCUGGAGCCACGGUGGGAUGCUGCCUUUCCUCCUGCCUCAGCAACUUCCACUUCAUGUGUGCCCGGGCCAGCUACUGCAUCUUCCAGGACGACAAGAAAGUUUUCUGCCAGAAACACACAGACCUGCUGGAUGGCAAGGAGAUCGUGACCCCUGAUGGUUUUGAUGUUCUCCGCCGAGUCUACGUAGACUUCGAGGGCAUCAACUUCAAACGAAAAUUCUUGACGGGACUCGAACCUGAUGCCAUCAAUGUGCUCAUUGGCUCCAUCCGAAUUGACUCCUUGGGUACUCUGUCUGAUCUCUCGGACUGUGAGGGACGGCUCUUUCCCGUUGGCUACCAGUGCUCCCGUCUGUACUGGAGCACGGUGGAUGCUCGGCGGCGCUGCUGGUAUCGGUGCCGAAUACUGGAGUAUCGGCCAUGGGGGCCGAGGGAAGAGCCGGUUCACCUGGAGGCAGCGGAGGAGAACCAGACCAUUGUGCACAGCCCUGCCCCUUCGUCAGAGCCCCCAGAUCAUGUGGACCCCUCACCAGAUACAGAUGCUCUUACCCCGGGAGCUCCUGAGCACCACUCGCCUGUUCAGAACCUGGACUCCACUCUUCGGCCAGAUCCAAGCAGCGCUCCUCCUUCGGUCCCCCGCUCUUUCUCGGGGGCUCGAAUCAAAGUGCCCAACUACUCACCAUCCCGGAGGCCCUUGGGGGGUGUCUCCUUUGGACCCCUGCCCUCCCCCGGAAGUCCGUCUUCUCUGACCCACCACAUCCCUACAGUGGGAGACCCAGACUUCCCAGCUCCCCCUAGACGCUCCCGUCGUCCCAGUCCCCUGACCCCCAGGCUGCCACCAUCACGGCGGGCCUCUCCCCCUCUCAGAACUUCCCCUCAGCUCAGGGUGCCCCCUCCUACCUCAGUCGUUAGAGCCCUCACACCUACCUCAGGGGAGCUGGCUCCCCCUGGCCGGGCCCCGUCUCCUCCACCACCCGCUGAAGACCUGGGCCCAGACUUUGAGGACAUGGAGGUGGUGUCAGGACUGAGUGCUGCUGACCUGGACUUUGCGGCCAGCCUGCUGGGGACUGAGCCCUUCCAGGAAGAGAUUGUGGCUGCAGGGGCAAUGGGAAGCAGCCACGGGGGCCCAGAGGACAGCUCAGAGGAGGAGGCCAGCCCCACCCCCCGCUACGUCCACUUCCCUGUGACUGUGGUGUCUGGCCCUGCCCUGGCCCCCAGCGCCCUCCCUGGAGCCCCUCGCAUCGAACAGCUGGACGGAGUGGAUGAUGGCACAGACAGCGAGGCUGAGGCAGUCCAGCAGCCUCGGGGCCAGGGGACUCCUCCUUCAGGGCCGGGAGCAGGCCGGGCUGGGGUCAUCGGGGCUGCAGGGGACAGGGCUCGACCUCCUGAGGACCUGCCGUCAGAAAUUGUGGAUUUUGUUUUGAAGAACCUAGCGGGGCCUGGGGAGGGGGGUACUGGGCCCAGAGAGGAGCCACUCCCCCCAGCACCUCCCCUGGCCAAUGGCAGCCAGCCCCCGCAAGGCCUGCCCCCUAGCCCAGCUGACCCCACUCGGACGUUUGCCUGGCUCCCUGGGGCCCCAGGGGUCCGGGUGUUGAGCCUGGGCCCUGCCCCAGAGCCCCCCAAACCUGCCACGUCUAAAAUCAUCCUUGUCAACAAGCUGGGGCAAGUGUUUGUGAAGAUGGCUGGGGAGGGUGAGCCUGUCUCCCCCCCAGUGAAGCAGCCGCCUCUGCCCCCUCCCAUUCCCCCCACGGCUCCUGCUUCCUGGACUCUGCCCCCAGGACCCCUGCUGAGUGUGUUGCCAGUGGUGGGAGUAGUCCGCCCCACCCCCCCUCCACCCCCCCCUCCACUGACGCUGGUGUUGAGCAGUGGGCCCCCCAGCCCACCCCGCCAGGCCAUCCGCGUCAAGAGGGUAUCCACCUUCUCUGGCCGUUCCCCACCAGCUCCUCCCCCAAGCAAGACACCCCGGCUGGAGGAAGAUGGAGAGUCCUUGGAGGAUUUCCCCCAGGGUUCAGGGCUUAGUGGCAGCGGGUUUAGCCGAGUGAGGAUGAAAACGCCCACAGUGCGUGGAGUUCUCGAUCUGGAUGAUCCUGGGGAGCCCACUGGGGAGGAAAGCCCAAGGCCCCUCCAGGACCGGUCUCUGCUGCCACUUCCAGAAGGUGGUCCUCCCCGAGCCCCCGAUGGUCCCACUGACCUGCUGCUUGAGUCCCAGUGGCACCACUACUCAGGUGAGGCUUCGAGCUCUGAAGAAGAGCCUCCAUCCCCAGAGGACAAAGAGAACCAGGCCCCGAAACGGGCUGGCCCGCAUCUGCGCUUUGAGAUCAGCAGUGAGGAUGGGUUCAGCGUGGAAGCAGAGAGCUUGGAGGGGGCAUGGAGAACUCUGAUUGAGAAGGUUCAAGAGGCCCGAGGGCAUGCCCGGCUUAGACAUCUCUCCUUUAGUGGAAUGAGUGGGGCAAGGCUCCUUGGCAUCCACCACGAUGCUGUCAUCUUCCUGGCAGAGCAGCUACCCGGGGCCCAGCGCUGCCAGCACUAUAAGUUCCGCUACCACCAGCAGGGAGAGGGCCAGGAAGAACCACCCCUGAACCCUCAUGGGGCAGCCCGUGCCGAGGUCUAUCUCCGAAAGUGCACCUUCGACAUGUUCAACUUCCUGGCCUCCCAGCACCGGGUGCUCCCUGAGGGAGCCACCUGUGACGAGGAAGAGGAUGAGGUGCAGCUCAGGUCAACCAGACGUGCCACCAGCCUGGAGCUGCCCAUGGCCAUGCGCUUUCGCCACCUCAAGAAGACAUCCAAGGAAGCUGUGGGUGUCUACAGAUCUGCCAUCCAUGGGCGGGGCCUGUUCUGUAAGCGCAACAUCGAUGCUGGCGAGAUGGUCAUUGAGUACUCUGGUAUUGUCAUUCGCUCUGUGCUGACUGACAAGCGGGAGAAGUUCUACGAUGGGAAGGGCAUUGGGUGCUAUAUGUUCCGUAUGGAUGACUUUGACGUGGUGGAUGCCACGAUGCAUGGCAACGCCGCCCGCUUCAUCAACCACUCAUGUGAGCCCAACUGCUUCUCUCGAGUCAUUCACGUGGAGGGCCAGAAGCAUAUCGUCAUCUUUGCCCUCCGCCGCAUCCUGCGUGGUGAGGAGCUCACCUAUGACUACAAGUUCCCCAUCGAGGAUGCCAGCAACAAGCUGCCCUGCAACUGUGGCGCCAAGCGCUGCCGUCGGUUCCUUAACUGAAGCCGUGGCUGCCCACCACGCCCCCGCUGCCAUCUUGCCCCUAGCCUGGGGGCUCCCUAGUCCCUCCCAGAGCAUCUCACCCCCACCCUCAUGUUCAGGGUGGAUGUGGGCAUGCAGGUGGCAAGGGCCCUGCCACCACCCCUCCAGCCCACCCAGCAAUCGCCCCCUUUCUGCCCUGGGGGCCCAGGAUGUAGAUAUUGUACAAAGGUUUCUAAAUCCCUUCUUUUCUAUGCACUUUUUUAUUUAAGAGGGUGGGAUCCCUGGUGGGAACCCCCCACAAUAAAGUCUGUCAAUGUUUGGA
Messenger RNA from Equus quagga, 8578 nucleotides. It is a transcript of the gene KMT2B, whose product is annotated as lysine methyltransferase 2B. Gene Ontology annotation, cellular component: nucleus; histone methyltransferase complex. The record is from RefSeq and is a predicted model, not a curated record. The transcript has 37 exons. Bases 118 to 8277 code for a protein of 2719 amino acids. Gene Ontology annotation, biological process: positive regulation of DNA-templated transcription. Gene Ontology annotation, molecular function: protein binding; zinc ion binding; DNA binding. Lineage: Eukaryota; Metazoa; Chordata; Mammalia; Perissodactyla; Equidae.